CGACCUCUGAUGUUGCGAACCCUCGUAAAAAAGAAAAACUCAAGAUUGGUUUUCAUUGAUGGGUCAAAGAGUAAGGAAGGUGUAGGCGCGGCUUUUACUUACAAUAAACAAUGUUUUCGCUGACAUCAACCUGAAGCAAUUACACUGCCGAAUGGUCAUUAAUAAACGUAUAAAUAUUGUGGGUUCUCUUUAUAAAGAAUUAAUUAUGCGUUGGCGUCAUUACUGGCCCUUAAGAAUGAAUUUACCUCAAACUCACAAGAACAAGAAAUUCUGAAUCAAUCAGCAAGCAAUUCAUUAGGUUUAUGAGAGUACCUGGCCCUAGUGGAGACAGGGGAAUGAGGUUUACUGUGCAGCCAAAAAAGCUAUCACAGAAGGUCUUCACAUAUAUGAAAUACCAGGAAAAGACUUCAAGGCCUCCCUAAAGGCGGCAACCAUGAAUUGGCAAAUUGAACUGUAUUAUAUAGCUGAGAACAAAUUAAGAUAAAUAAAAAAGACGUUAAAACGUCUUAGUCGUAACCCAUCUUUAUUCAGCUGAGUUGAAUCAGAUGAGGACCUACUACAGCCGGAGCUCAAUUGAGCUGGAAUUCAAAAGAAAAUCAAACAAACAUAACGGCUACAGUAUAGUUUAGAAUAAAUCUGUUCGAGCUUUAAUCAUAAAUAAAGUUGCCAUAGGAUCAGAACUAUUAUCCAGAGGAGCAAAUGUAUGAACAACUUUUUCGCUCUUGAACAGUGUGCGCCCAAAAAAGCUAGUUUCUCUAAACUCCGCCAACUUGCAGAAACAUGUGAUAAUUUCGUAGAAGCAAAAUGCAAAAGUUAAUUACAUAACACGACAUAUAUCUGAACAGAGCACAACACAGAACACAGACAUGCAAGUGAUACACUGUUAAGGACCGACCCCGGAUUCUGACGGAAAACCACCUCUUCCAGCUGUGCGUACAACGGUUACUGAUUUUGACUUGACUCCAGUCGAUAAGAAGUUAAUUAAGGGCGAUGUUUAUUCCGUUGUGCAUUUCAUCUUCAGUCCCAUGAAAUAACGAUGUCGGUCAAUGUAGAUAUUAGAGUGAAGAAAGCCAACAAAAUAUACUGUCAAGGUGAAACAAUUACUGGGCUGAUACUUGUCGAUUCACCGAUAGAGUUGAAACAUGAAGGAAUCGUACUUACAAUGGAAGGGCUCGUAAGCCUGCAGCUCAGUCCAAAAAAUGUUGGAAUUUUCGAGGCAUUCUACAAUUCUGUCAAACCUGUACAAUUAUGCUUUGCUACUGCAGAAAUAUCUGGGCCAGGGAAAAUGCCACCCGGACAGACAGGCAUCCCUUUUGAGGUUCCUCUGAUGCCUAAGGGUAAUAGAAUUCUGUACGAAACUUAUCACGGUGUCUUUAUAAAUAUACAAUACACGCUGAAGUGUGAACUCAAGAGGGGCUUUCUGGCGAAAGGGAUCAUUAAAGUUGCUGAAUUUAUAGUAGAAUACAAUAGCCAGAAAUGUGAUAAAGCUAAAUUGGAGCCAGUGCCAUUUGAAAUGACACCCAAAACAUUAGAGGCUGCAGUAGAUCUUGGUACAAUACCAAGUUUCAAAAUCACAGGGGUCAUCGAUUCAAUUGACUGCUGCAUCAACAACCCAUUUACCGGCAAUGUAGUUAUAAGGCAUAGUGAAAUCCCCAUAAAAUCAAUUGAGCUGCAACUGGUCAGGGUAGAAACAUGUGGAUGUGCAGAAGGAUAUGCAAAAGAUGUUACCGAAAUCCAAAAUAUACAGAUAGGAGAAAGCAAUGUUGUCUGUGGAAUUGAAAUACCGAUUUACAUGAUAUUUCCUAGGCUCUUUACAUGUCCAACCCUUACUACGAUCAAUUUUAAAGUUGAGUUUGAAGUCAAUCUUAUAGUCGUUUUUGAAAAUGACCAUCACGUGUCCAAGAAUUUCCCAAUACUUUUAAGAAGAGCAUAAUGGUUAAUACCCAAAAGAAGUGUUAAAACAUUUAUCUCAAAAAAAGAAUUUUGAUAAUAUUGACAUAUAUAUAUAUCUAUAUUUUAUGGAAUA
Cimex lectularius (bed bug) is the source of this 2026-nucleotide messenger RNA. Its product is annotated as Down syndrome critical region protein 3 homolog. NCBI's taxonomy places the organism in Eukaryota, Metazoa, Arthropoda, Insecta, Hemiptera, Cimicidae. Gene Ontology annotation, cellular component: endosome. The transcript has 7 exons. The coding region runs from base 1037 to 1933 and encodes 298 amino acids. The record is from RefSeq and is a predicted model, not a curated record. Gene Ontology annotation, biological process: intracellular protein transport.